Molecule: messenger RNA, 1774 nt
Organism: Linum tenue
Lineage: Eukaryota; Viridiplantae; Streptophyta; Magnoliopsida; Malpighiales; Linaceae
Source: the annotation of a GenBank genome assembly
CUCUCUUAAUUAUCGUUAAUUAUUUUCUUUUUUCCACUUUUUCUUUUCAUAUUUUAAUUAGCUAAAAAACAAAAAGAAAAGGAUGAUAGAGAUGCCGCUUUUCCAACACAUAAAUAAAUUCCAAUUAUCGUUGGCCUUUUAACGACUAUCCUCCUCCUCCUCCGCCUGACCACCGCCGCCACCGGCGCGAUCCUCCUCCGCCGUCGUAUCCAACCUCGCCGGCAGUUCCUGUUUCCGUACUCGGCGGACGAGACGGGAGCGAAAUCUUCUUGACUUCUGCACAUAGGAGUCGAUUGCUAGCCACCAGCGAUGGCUGAGUUGACUCAGCCCGAUGUGGUCUACUCGCCUCGCUCUCUCCAGCUAUGGACGACUCUCGUGAACUGGCUCGCUUUCUUCUUCCAGAUCUUCCUUCAGAUCCUCCGCGCUCUCGGACACCUCCCCCUUCUCUCCUCUUCCUCCUCUUCUUCGUCUUCCCACUCCUUCAAGCCCUUGCCCGUCGUCGAACUCCCGGAGAUCGAUUCUUCUUCGUCUCCGUCUUCUCCUCCUGCCCCGCCCACUUUGGAGAUCAACGCCGGCGACCAGGACUCGAUUCGGGUCCAUCAGCCCCUCCAGGGACUCCACAGGCUAACGGUCGUCCUCGACCUGGACGAGACGCUGAUUUGUGCUUACGAGACGUCCAGCUUGCCGCCGGCGCUGAAAAGCCAGGCGAUUGAGGGUGGAUUGAAGUGGUUCGAGCUGGAGUGCAUCUCGUCGGACAAGGAAUUUGACGGGAAGCCUAAGAUCAAUUAUGUAACGGUGUUUGAGCGUCCAGGAUUGCAUGACUUCCUUAAACAGCUCAGUGAAUUUGCUGAUCUUGUGCUCUUCACUGCCGGCUUGGAAGGUUAUGCAAGGCCCCUUGUUGAUAUUAUAGAUAAAGAAAACCUAUUUAGCCUUCGCCUUUAUCGGCCUUCAACCAUUAGCACGGAGUACAGGGAACAUGUGAAGGAUCUGACGUGCAUAUCGAAUGAUGCUUGUCGGGUUGUUAUUGUGGACAACAACCCCUUCAGCUUCUUGUUGCAACCAUUGAAUGGAAUCCCAUGCGUUCCAUUUUCGGCUGGCCAACCACACGACACACAGCUUCUAGAUGUAAUCCUUCCACUACUCAAGCAACUCUCUCAGCAGAUAGACGUUAGGCCAGUGCUGUACGAGAGAUUCCACAUGCCGGAGUGGUUCCAGAGGCAGGGGAUUCCUGCUACUAGCCCUGGAUGGAGAUAGUAUUAAUAUAUAAGAAGUAAACCUCAGCUUCAGCUUCAAGUCCUCUGUACCAUCCACGACAGUUGAUUUAUUCCCAAGGCAGCAAUGUGUUUCGUUCUUCUCUUGCGAGUUCGGCAACUACUAGCACUUCCAUUUGUUUGUAGAUAGCAGCAUUGAAUUUUUGUAAGCAAGACGUAGGUCACAUUGAUGAAAGCAGCAGGCGAGCAAGGCGGGCACAGCACGGCAUAGCUAAAGAUCAUUCAAUUCAAGUCAAUUAUGUUGCUCUUUGUUGCCACUUUCAUGUAUGUAGAUCUUUCCUAUACAGUAAAAGAGACAGUCUUAGUUUUGGGUUGUUAUAUAGGGCCUCUCAGUAUGUUGUAAAAAUUGGGUGAGGCUUCAGUCAAUACAGCUUUCCUCAGUAUUUCAGGCAUGUACCUGUAUGGACAGGGUCGUAACUAUCUCAGUCCUUUCCUUCAAUACAUACAAUCCUCAACCCGUAACAAGUUUUGUGAUGUGAUCACCGUAAUCGAUUCAAGCUAGG